UCCAGUCCGCCGCUUGCAGCGGUCUGCGCGCGCCGCGCCCCACCAUGAAGUUUCGCGCCAAGAUUGUGGAUACGGCCUGUCUGAACCACUUCACGCGCGUCAGCUGCAUGGUGGCCAAGCUGGCCCGCACCUGCACCCUACGCAUCCGCCCGCAGAAACUCAACUUCAUCCUGGCCGACACAGCAGCUGGCGGUGGGGUCAGCAUGUGGUGCGAGCUGCCACAGGAGAACUUCUUCAGUGAGUUCCAGAUGGAAGGGGUCUCCGAGGAGAACAAUGAGAUCUAUGUGGAGCUCACAUCGGAGAAUCUCUUUCGGGCCUUGAAAACGGCCCAGAACGCCCGCUCCCUGAAAGUCAAACUGACGAACAAGCACUUUCCCUGCCUGACAGUGUCGGUUGAGCUGUCGUCUGCAUCCAACAGCAGCCGUAUGGUGACCCACGACAUCCCUAUCAAGGUCAUUCCUAGGAAGCUGUGGAAGAACUUGCAAGAGCCGAUGGUCCCCGACUCUGACGUUAGUAUUUAUUUGCCGGUCUUGAAGACCAUGAAGAGCGUGGUGGAGAAGAUGAAAAACAUCAGCAAUCACCUUAUUAUUGAAGCGAACCUGAAUGGAGAUUUGAACUUGAAAAUAGAAUCUGAAUUAGUGUGUGUUACCACUCAUUUUAAAGAUCUUGGAAAUCCUCCAUUAGCCUCCGAAGCCGCCUCUCAGGACAGAGACCCGGAGGAGAUGGCAGAAGUGCGCGUGGACAUCAGGAAGUUCCUGCAGUUUCUUGCUGGACAGCAAGUGAACCCAACCAAGGCCGUCUGCAAUGUCGUUAGUCACAAGAUGGUCCACUUCGACUUGCUUCACGAGGAUGUGGCCCUGCAGUACUUCAUCCCGGCCUUGUCGUAGUGCCACCAACUGCCGGGCGCCUCCACUGGGACCCGACAGGCUGCUGGACGCAUCUGGUAGCCUGGUGGUCCUCCAGCAGCACAGUCCUAUGCAGUCCCCUUGUUUUCCCUCAUAGCCUCUCAGCUAAGAAUUGAGUUAAUGAAAUGCAGUUGGAUAAACAUGUUACUUUCUUA
Molecule: messenger RNA, 1060 nt
Organism: Artibeus jamaicensis (Jamaican fruit-eating bat)
Lineage: Eukaryota; Metazoa; Chordata; Mammalia; Chiroptera; Phyllostomidae
Gene: HUS1
Product: HUS1 checkpoint clamp component
Exons: 8
Coding region: 45-887 (280 amino acids)
Biological process (GO): mitotic DNA replication checkpoint signaling; double-strand break repair via homologous recombination; telomere maintenance
Cellular component (GO): site of double-strand break; nucleolus; checkpoint clamp complex
Source: RefSeq, a predicted model, not a curated record